CAAGGAGAGGCCUUCCUCCCUUUGUGCUCCCCCUUCUCUCCUCCCCCCGCCCCCCGGGCCCUAUAAAUAGGCCCGGCCCGGGCUGUGGCUGAGUGCGAGGUGGGAGUCAGCACAGCGGUCUGCAGCCAAGCCCCUUGCCAGCAUGGCCAGCGAGUUCAAGAAGAAGCUGUUCUGGAGGGCCGUGGUGGCCGAGUUCCUGGCCAUGAUCCUCUUCGUGUUCAUCAGCAUCGGCUCGGCCCUGGGCUUCCAGUACCCGAUGACGGGCAACCAGACGUCAGGUGGAACGCAGGACAACGUGAAGGUGUCGCUGGCCUUCGGGCUGAGCAUCGCCACGCUGGCCCAGAGUGUGGGACACAUCAGUGGUGCCCACCUCAACCCGGCCGUCACGCUGGGGCUGCUGCUCAGCUGCCAGAUCAGCAUCCUGCGGGCGCUCCUGUACAUCAUAGCCCAGUGCGUGGGCGCCAUCGUGGCCACCGCCAUCCUGUCCGGCAUCACCUCCAACCUGCCCAACAACUCUCUGGGCCGCAACGAUCUGGCCGGGGGUGUGAACUCGGGCCAAGGACUCGGCAUUGAGAUCAUCGCCACCCUCCAGCUGGUGCUCUGUGUGCUGGCCACCACUGACCGCAGGCGCCGCGACCUCGGGGGCUCGGCGCCCCUGGCCAUCGGCCUGUCUGUGGCCCUGGGACACCUGCUGGCUAUUGACUACACCGGCUGCGGCAUCAACCCCGCCCGCUCCUUUGGCUCCUCCGUGAUCACGCACAACUUCAGCAACCACUGGAUUUUCUGGGUGGGGCCGUUCAUCGGGGCCGCCCUGGCCGUGCUCAUCUACGACUUCAUCCUGGCGCCGCGCAGCAGCGACCUCACCGACCGCGUGAAGGUGUGGACCAGCGGCCAGGUGGAGGAGUACGACCUGGACGCCGACGACGUCAACGCCAGGGUGGAGAUGAAGCCCAAAUAGAGGGGUGGGCCGAGCGGGGGGCGGGGCGGG
This is a messenger RNA of Sorex araneus (European shrew), 988 nucleotides long. It is a transcript of the gene AQP1, whose product is annotated as aquaporin 1 (Colton blood group). Gene Ontology annotation, biological process: hyperosmotic response; carbon dioxide transmembrane transport; renal water transport. Lineage: Eukaryota; Metazoa; Chordata; Mammalia; Eulipotyphla; Soricidae. The record is from RefSeq and is a predicted model, not a curated record. Gene Ontology annotation, molecular function: carbon dioxide transmembrane transporter activity; ammonium channel activity; water channel activity. Gene Ontology annotation, cellular component: membrane. The transcript is spliced from 4 exons. The coding region runs from base 143 to 958 and encodes 271 amino acids.